Molecule: messenger RNA, 1611 nt
Organism: Laccaria bicolor S238N-H82
Lineage: Eukaryota; Fungi; Basidiomycota; Agaricomycetes; Agaricales; Hydnangiaceae
Exons: 4
Coding region: 1-1611 (536 amino acids)
Cellular component (GO): nucleus; cytoplasm
Molecular function (GO): mRNA binding
Source: RefSeq, a predicted model, not a curated record
AUGACGACCUCUCCUCCUUCGCUGUCUCUUUCUCAUCGUCCUUCUCAGCAACGUCUUCAUGAUCCUUACGAUUACGAUGCUUCAGCGGCGACAAGGCCUCCUUACCAUUUUGCAACGUCCCCAGCCAUCCCCUCUUACAGUCCUCUCAACUCAAUCUCAAAGCCGUUGAGAAGCGCCUUGCCCACACAAUGGCUCGAUAAUAAUUCUUCAGACAGUCGAUCCUUGUCUCCUCACAAUAAUUCGGAUUUCUCAUCCGCUGGCGGUUCUCCUCCUAUGGCUCACCUUCCUCCUCCUUCUGUUGCCCCAGCAACCUCAGGUCAGAUCUCAGACGAAGAAAUCAUCCCAACAGCCAUUGUCAUUAAAAAUAUACCAUUUAACGUCAAACGUGAAACUCUCCUUGAUAUCAUCGCCUCUUUAUCCAUACCAACCCCGUACGCCUUCAAUUACCAUCUUGAUCAGCAGGGUUCUUUCCGUGGAUUGGCAUUUGCAAACUUUCGCCAGUCUGCUGAUGCUGACGCUGUCGUGGUUGCCCUCAAUGGCUUCGACGUUCAGGGUCGUAAAUUGCGUGUUGAAUACAAGAAGGUCCUGCAGGCGGGAGAAAAGGAGAGAAUUGAACGAGAAAAGGCAAUUCGAAGAAUGCGUUCCAUGCAACUAGAGAAGGAGCAGACCAACGUAAAUCAGCUUUACGAAGACUACGGCUCGGCCAUUUCAUCGGCAUUCAGCCCUCAGAGGUCAUUCUCAUCUGGUUCUCCCUACCCACAACAGCAGCAGCAGCAGUAUUCCCCCCCGACCAUAUCUGCCAUGCCGAACCCUCAGUAUGCCCUCCCAUUGAACUCUGCCCCCGUUGUUUCUUCUCAGCCUCUGCCACCGGCGACACCCAGCUCUUCUGAGAAGGCAUCCGCCAACGAGUUGGAUCUCAACGAUCCUUCUACAUUGGAAAUAUACUCCAGGAUUUUGCUGUUUAAAGAUGAUCGUAUGCGAGAUGAGCUCGCAUUUUCUAGGACUCUUUCUCCCAAACAACGCAGAGUUGUUCAUCUCAUUGCCCAAAAAUUGGGCGUUUACCACUAUUCUGUUGGAGAAGGCGAAGAGAGAUAUGCAGUUGUAACUCGCAUUGAUCCUCAGAGGCACCAGCAACAACAAGCUCAGCGACAACCACCACACACUCUUUCUCGUGCUCCGUCUGCCUACCUAAGCCCAACUAGCCAGCAACCCCCCGUCGCAAACUCUCUUCGGGUUAAAAAGUCCAUGCCUGACAUGAAGACCCUGCAUUCCCAGUCCCCACGCCUCAAUUCCAGAUCGUCUAACGGCAAUAUUCGUGAAGGCUAUGCCACCAUCGCCUCCCCUUCUCGCCGCAUCUCUGCAGGAUUUUCUUCUCUCUUCUCUAAUGGCAAUCCCUUUGGAGGUAGCUCUGGUGUGCCUCCCGUUCCCAGCUUGCCAUCUACCUUGGCAACAUUGAAUGGCGGGCAUGAAAGUUCUGUUGGUGUCGUUCGUCAACCACGUGGCCCUGGAAUUGGCGGCUUUGGGAGGCGCGACAGCAGGGUCGGGACUAGCGAUCAGGUUCCAGUUAGAGGUGGGCUCAAUGCUCGGACUUACGAACCGCUGGAAAUCUGA